AUGCCAUCCCUAUUGACUCUCCCUGCUGAACUGCGCAACCAGAUCUAUGACCUCUUAUUCCUCGAGUCAUGUCCCUACACCUGUACAACCAAUGGCACCCCUCGCUCGCGAUCAAGUAUUGCCGAUUUUGGAAAGCCUUCGAGUCUAGAUGAGACCACAUCGACACCUGCGCAACCUCUGCUCCUCACAUGCCGUCAGAUGCACAGAGAAACUCAGCUGUUGCAUCUCCAACGUACCUCCUUCGCAGUUGGUGGCCUCUACGCCGAUCCAGAAGCCUUCGCGCGUCUCUGUACUGCCAAUCUACCGCCUCAACUCGCCAAGCAACUUAGACACAUUACACUAGUUGGUCGCAUCAAUCGUCUACGCGCCUUGAACGAGUCUUGGAAUGGUGUACCCUUUGGCAAUCCACAUCUUUCGCUCGAGACCUUGGUCAUUGUCCCACGACGUCCUGCGCAAUAUGAUCGCCAUUAUGCCGAGAUAGCAGACUUGGAUUCGGCACACACUUUGUCCUACACACUGUCCGAGACGUUGAAGAACCUACACAAUGUUCAAAGAGUAGUAGUGAGAAAUGAAGAUGAUUGUUUCAACGAUGUCGUCUGGAAGGUCAUAUAUCGAAGCUUGAUCAGCCGAUUGCUGAGGUGGGGUGGGAAGUUGUGUAGUUGCAGAUUCCAAGAAGGCGAUGGUUGGUUCGAAAUUCUUGUUGAUGGCAGAGAUGCGGAUCCUGAGGUCUAUCGAGACGCCGAUACCGAGUUUCAGCGAAUAAUGGAUUAG
Aureobasidium melanogenum CBS 110374 is the source of this 771-nucleotide messenger RNA. RefSeq lists its product as uncharacterized. The record is from RefSeq and is a predicted model, not a curated record. Lineage: Eukaryota; Fungi; Ascomycota; Dothideomycetes; Dothideales; Saccotheciaceae. The transcript has a single exon. Bases 1 to 771 code for a protein of 256 amino acids.